Messenger RNA from Ciona intestinalis (vase tunicate), 2720 nucleotides. Lineage: Eukaryota; Metazoa; Chordata; Ascidiacea; Phlebobranchia; Cionidae. The record is from RefSeq and is a predicted model, not a curated record.
UUUCAGGUUUUUUAAGUUAGGAUGACGUAAUCAGCUUGCCUUAUACACUGGAUCAUGAAACUUCCAAAGCUGAACUUGGUGUGUUUCGUUUUUAUUUUGCAAUUAACUUAUUGUUUUGGUGAAGAUUAUUAUGAAGUGCUCGGAGUAUCCAAGGAUGCCUCACUCAAACAGAUUCGUAAGGCUUUCAAAAAACUUGCACUUACCAUGCAUCCAGACAAAAACGUCAAUGACCCAGAAGCCCAUAAUAAAUUUAUAAAAAUCAAUGGAAUUUACGAAGUGUUGAAAGAUGAAGACCUUCGUAAGAAAUACGAUCAAUUUGGUGAAGAGGGAUUGAAGGAGAAUGGUCGUGGAGGAGGAAGAUAUGAAAGUUAUAAUUAUUAUAGAGACGAAUUCGGUAUUUAUGAUGAUGACCCAGAUGUUGUUACUCUCGAUGGAAGUGAUUUUGAUGCUGCGGUGAAAUCAGGGGAAACGUGGUUUGUUAAUUUUUAUUCUCCAAGAUGUUCGCACUGCCAUGAUCUUGCACCAACUUGGAGAGAAUUCGCGAAAGAAAUGACCGGGGUCGUUAACAUUGCUGCCCUAGAAUGCUCAGGCAUGAACCUUAUAUUCUGUUUGAAACAAAAGAUACGAUCGUUCCCAAAUUUAAGAUUCUUCAGACCCCAAACUGAGCCAAUCAAGUACAUGGGGGAUCGCAGCAAAAAAGAUCUGAUGAAGUUCGUGUUGGAGCAUGUCAAUAUUGAUGUGGUUGACCUUUGGGACGGAAACAUCGCUGAAGAAAUUUCUUCUCACCCCAAACUACCAUGGGUGGUAUCGUUCUGUGGCGGGGACGCGGAAGCUCAUGAGGACGAAGAUGGAGAAAUCAUUGGAGAUUGUCCUUCCAGGAACACGAGGAUGAAAAUGGCCGGCUUAUUGAAAGAUAUUGCAAAUGUUGGCUCUAUCGAUUGUGGGACUUCUCCAGAGUUAUGCAAGCGAGCAAAUGCGUCAAAAAAAGCAGGAGUUUAUUAUUUUCCCCUCGACACUUUUCCUGAACCAAAGAAAAAUGACAGAAUUCACUCAUUUAGCUCUUUGGAUGCUCGCGAAAUAUACAGUGAAUUUAUGCUGCAAUUGAUGCCAAGCCUUACUAAAGUUACUGUUACUAAACUUGAGAAAUUGGUUUCUCGACAAGCUACCCUUGCUUUCUUCCAAUUUGAUACGACCAAUGACGUCGAUGUAAAAGAAACAAACUUAAAGAAACUUCCUCAGUUAUUAAAAGAUCACAACAUAGACGUGGUAAAAGUAUAUUGCAACAACACACGGUGGUGUUUUGAUAACUUCCAUAUAUCGCAAGAUGCGGUAUUGGUUUUCAAAGGCACAGGAAUUGAGGAAUAUGAAAUACACCAUGGUAAAUUAACGACAGCUGAGCUGAGUCUGUUUGCGCAUGAGAGCGUCCAUGCACGGGUAGCGACACUCAACGCACAACAUUUUCAUGAAAAUUCUCUAAAAGAAUCAAAUCAGCCAUGGUUUGUGGACUUUUUUGCGCCGUGGUGUCCCCCUUGUCGUGCCCUGCUUCCUGAGUUAAGAAAAGCUUCGACCUCAUUGUUGAAUAUUAAGUUUGGGACAGUGGACUGUACGUCGUUUUCGAGCAUUUGUGAAAAGUUCAAGAUUCAUUCCUACCCAACCACCAUGUUAUUCAACCAAUCAGUUGUAACUGAAUAUAAUGGACAGCAUAAUUCACAUGGAAUACUGGAGUUUGUACAGGAUUUGAUAAGCCCACCUUAUGAACAUUUAAAUCCUGAAUCAUUCAAGGAUAAAGUGCUUCGUCGUGGUGUUGGCGUAACAUGGAUAGUAGAUUUCUAUGCUAAGUGGUGUGGACCAUGUAAGGCGAUGCUUCCAGCGUGGAGACAAAUGGCAAAGUUGCUGGAAGGCGUUGUAAAAGUAGGGGCUGUGGAUUGCGCAAUACCAACCAACAACCAACUUUGUAAAACACAAGGAGUGAAUGCUUAUCCGGAAAUCCGGCUUUUUCCUUCCAAGAAGAAACCACGUUCCAAUCCUUUGUAUAAAGUCUACACCGACUGGAAUCGGCAAGCACUUGCAAUGGCAGGAUGGGCUAUCGAAUCAACAAAUCACGAUGUAAAAGAUAUGACAAUGGAAGAUUUCGAUCGGGGUCAACUUAUCGACAAACAAGCGUGGUUGCUUGAUUUUUACGCCCCGUGGUGUGGCCCGUGUAUGGCAUUCUCACCUAAGUUUAUUCUGACCUCAUUCAGGUUCGUAGGAAGGGUUAAGUUUGGCAAAGUCAACUGCCAACAAUUCCCUUCGAUUUGUAGCCAAGCAGGGGUUAACGCUUAUCCAUCUGUGAAAUUUUAUCAUCCGGUAAAAUCAGAUGAGAAGAGAAGUUCGGUCAAAUCCAUAACAUCUCAGGAUCCUGAUGAAAUAACUCAAUUGGUGGAACAAUUUAUUCAACCAUAUAAACAUCUGAUAAAAAAGAAAUCAUCACAGAAGAAAAAAGAUGAAUUAUAAAAGCAGAUGAAAGUGAAGUAGAUUUAACUUAGGAAAUAUUUUGCACAAAGUUGUGAAGCAAAGUUUACCUUGAAUUGGCAAGUUGUUGCGGAAGUAUUGUCGCUCGUGCUUAGAUUUAUAUUGGAAGCUGUGCAUUAAGUUCGUACAUUCGUUAUUACACACAACUUAUUUACACCUUGCGACCAUAUUUGUUGCAGAUAUAAUAUAAUACACGAAACAUUUGGUUA